Messenger RNA from Carassius gibelio (silver crucian carp), 993 nucleotides. RefSeq names its product odorant receptor, family 55, subfamily E, member 1 (gene or55e1). The record is from RefSeq and is a predicted model, not a curated record. Gene Ontology annotation, biological process: G protein-coupled receptor signaling pathway. The transcript has a single exon. Gene Ontology annotation, molecular function: G protein-coupled receptor activity; olfactory receptor activity. Lineage: Eukaryota; Metazoa; Chordata; Actinopteri; Cypriniformes; Cyprinidae. Bases 10 to 993 code for a protein of 327 amino acids. Gene Ontology annotation, cellular component: membrane.
CAGAGGGCCAUGAUUGAAGAACUACAAGGAGCAAACACCUCGCAUACAAAAUUCUUAUUUAUGGGAUUUCCAGAGAUCUACAAAUACAGACGUCUGCUUUUUCUGCCAUUUUUUCUAAGUUACAUCUUGGUUGUGGUGGGGAAUUCUUUGUUACUUUCUGUGAUCAGAAAUACCGAAAGUCUUCACAGUCCUAUGUACAUACUUGUGUCUGCUUUGGCGAUUGUCGACAUCAUUGUACCCACUGCCAUUAUCCCAGCAAUGCUUCUCAGUUUCCUCUUUGACUUGAAUGAGAUAUCUUUAACUGGAUGUUUGACACAAAUGUUUGUUACUCAUUUCUUUUCUUCUGUAGAAUCCACCAUACUUUUAACUAUGGCUUUAGAUCGGUUUGUGGCCAUUUGCAAACCAUUACAUUACACUGAAAUCAUGAACUCAUCCAUGUUUUUGAAAGCGCUUCUUUUCACACUGAUCAGGAGUGGCACUAUAAUGUUUGCGUUGGUCGCUUUAGCUGCACCUUUGUCUUUUUGUGAGUCUAACAUUAUCGAUCAUUGCUACUGUGACCACAUGGCCCUUGUUAGCUUGGCCUGUGAUUCAAUAAGCAAAAAUAAUGCAAUGGGACUGGUUGUGAUUAUCUGUUUUGUGGGAAUUGACAUAUCUGUUAUUUUCUUCUCCUAUGUAAAAAUCUUGCAUGUCGUGUUGGGGGCUGCAGCCAGAGAGGAUCGUUGGAAAGCAUUUCAUACCUGCGGUACACACUUAAUGGUUAUGAUGUGUUUUUACUUUGUAGGUAGUAUUACCUUUCUCUCUCGAAAUCUUAAAAUUCCAAUCCCAGUUGAUGUUAAUACCUUUCUGGGUGUGAUGUAUAUAGUAUUUCCUGCAAGUGUCAAUCCAAUCAUUUAUGGUGUGCGGACAAAAGAAAUAAGGAAUGCUUUACUGAAAAUGUUCAAAACAAAUAUUAAUAGAGUUUCCAUUGUAAAGGUUUCAGCGAUAAAGAUUUGA